UACACGUCAGAAAUUUUUCUUCCGGUUUCAAAGUGACAGCUGUUUUGCAGUUUUAACCAUAUUUUAACAAUUAAUCAUGUUAUAAUGUAAAAAAAUAUUAAAGAAUUUUGAAGCAUGGGUACUACAUUCAUUAUUUUAGGAACAUCUAUCCUUGCUGUUUUACUUGCUGGCUACUUUGCACAGAGAUACCUUCCUCCACCCAAACCUAAAAUAGUCGGAAUUGAUCUUGGAACAACCUAUUCCUGUGUCGGGGUAUACCAUGCUGUUCUGGGAACAGUAGAUAUAUUAGAAGUACAGGAUAAACACAAAUGCAUACCAAGUGUGAUAGCAUUUAGUGUUACAGGUCAGGUGUUGGUAGGGUAUGAUGCAGUAGCCCAGGCUGAGCACAACCCAGACAAUACCAUCUACGAUGCUAAAAGGUUCAUUGGUAAAACUUUCACAGAAACAGAAAUUGUACAAGCACAAAAACAGUAUCCAUUCAAGUUAGAGGGAGAUCAGGAUGGACUAGUCCAUUUUGUAGUGAAGGUAAAUGAAACUGUGAAGAUUCUGUAUCCAGAAGAUGUUGGAGCGAUGAUAAUUGGGACGUUACGCGAGGCGGCUGCAAAUAACCUGAGUGCACCUGUUACUAAAGCCGUGUUAUCAGUGCCGGCAGAAUUUGAUGCCAGGCAGAGAAAUCAUACAAGGAAAGCUGCAAACUUAGCUGGCCUAGAAGUGUUACGAAUCAUCAACGAGCCUACAGCAGCUGCUUUAGCUUACGGAUUACACAAUAAACUAGGACUGGAGAAUGUGAUUGUGGUUGAUCUAGGGGGAGGAACUCUUGAUGUCUCAUUGCUAAAUGUUCAGGGAGGAAUGUUCCUUACACAAGCUAUGGCAGGAAACAACAGACUUGGCGGCCAAGACUUCAACCAGAGGCUGAUGUCACAUUUGCGUAAAGUUAUAGAGCAAAGAUACGGUAAACCAUUGACUGAUAGAGAAGACCUCCAGAGUUUGUUGUUGCACAUUGAGGACCUAAAAGUCAACUUGACACAGGAAAGCGACAGCGAAAUUACAUUACACUUUCAUUCGUUGACCGAAAAUAAUAAGAAUAAAGUGUUCAGUGAAAAAGUUACAAGAGAUUUGUUUGAAGAUCUGAAUAAGGAUUUGUUUGAGAAAGUUCUAGAACCUAUUGAAAUAGUGUUAAAAGCAGUAGAUUUGACUAUAGAAGAUAUAGACGAAACCGUUUUAGUUGGAGGAUCUACUAGAAUACCAAAAAUCCGAGAACUGAUCGGAGAAUUUUUCAAAAAGGCACCAAUUACAUCAGAGGACCCAGAUCUUGCAGUAGCUACGGGUGUUUCUAUACAGGCGGGUAUAUUAGGGGGCAUGUGGCCCCUUACUGUUAGUGCUGUGGAACUACCAACACGGGUUAAAAAGAUACAUGUCUAAUGCUCGAAGCUUUAAAUGUUAAUAGCUAGAUUUUCAGUUAAUAGUAUAAUAUUUCAUUUUUUUAAUGGUUUGCCUAUUUUUUAAAAUUAUUUAUCACAAGCAUUUAAUCAAAAAGUUUUAUUUAUUUACCUCUUCUUAAAGUUCUUUUUAGGUUAAAGGAGAUUUUGUAAUUUUCAGAUAAUCAAGGCCUACGAGUGGUUUAUUGCCUGUUUUAUUGCGGUUCAGAGUUGAGAUACCCAGGAAUUGAAUCACUUUGGCGUUAGCCUGGGUGGUAAAAUAUAUGUUCCCAAGCUAUUGAACAAUGAAACUUGGUAAAUUGGAUAAUAAACCACAAGAAGGCCUUGAUUGUUUUCAUUCUAACUUGCUUAUUGAAAGAUUUUGAUAAAAAUUACACAGGACUUCAGGUAUCAUAAUUUGAGGACAUAAUUGAGGUCAUAAUGUUCUCUUACCAGUCCACGUGUCAGCUGUUGUUUUUUUUUAUCACAGGAUACCGGUAUACAUUGCUUGACCAUCUUCUUUGUUUAAUUUGCUGUAAGAUUGAGCCAUCUUAGAAUGAAAGUCAAAUUUAAUAAUCAUAACAUUGGCUGGAUGGGAUAAUUUAUAAUUUUCAGCUUUGAUGAAACUGUAGCAUGUUUCUUUGUAAUAAACAUAAAUUAUAGUUUUAGACAGCAAGUUCAGUGCCAGAUUCCUCCAAUUAUUGAUGAUGAUACUCUAAAGAGAUAUCUGUAUUUUCCAAGCCAUUUAAACUUAGCCUGAAUGUUGUUGUAUCUUUCAGAUAUACAGGUACAUAAAAGUUACACAUUUGCUGGUCCAAAUGUAUUAUAGUAUUUUAAGUUAUUGUUGUAAGGAUGUUGUGUGACCUAUGAAAGUUAGUAUAGAGUUUCUUUUCUCAGUUUCUGACAUACUUUUUUUCAGUCAGCUGAGUACUCUGUUUCGGGGAAAAAAAAAUACAUUUGUACUUGUUAUACAUUUUAAUUACUUAGAAAGUCAUAGUUUUUUCCCCAUUUCAGUUUGUAAAACAAUAUUAAUUUUGUUAUUGUUAACAGUUAGCUACAGAAGAGUAUUAGUGCCAGGUGUAUGUAUUUCAAGAACUUGAAUAUUUGGCUUAGUACAUUUGCUAACAUUUUUACAUCGUGAACUUUUCCACUUUUACAGUGUACAGUGGAGCAGCUAAAAUAGAGUAAAGAAACACUGUAAAUAGAACAGCUAAAGUUAUUUAAAGAAAUGCUAUAGAUGAAUAAUGUAAAGAAAUGCUAUAGAUGAAUAAUGUAAAGAAAUGCUAUAAAUAGAACAGACCAAGUUCUGUAAAGAAAUGUUAAAAAUAGAACAGAUGAAGUACGGAAAUGCAAAGAAAUGCUAUAAACAGAACAGAUGAAGUAAUGUAAAGAAAUGCUAUAAAUAGAACAUGUGAAGUAAUGUAAAGAAAUGCUAUAAAUAGAACAUGUGAAGUAAUGUAAAGAAAUGCAGCUGGUUGAUGAGUUUGUAUUAUCUAUGAAUGGCAGUGUCAUUUAACUUACACAUGGUGCUAAUUGGUUGUUUAGGAUUUUUAGUGCAUUUAUAUUACCAUGUUUUAAUAUCUCAAGAAUAUGUAUCUGAUCUUUUAUAUUAAAUUUUAUAGUAGGAGUAGGUAGUUUUAUGACAAGCCUUUAAUCUUUGUAGACAUAUAGAUUGAACAUAUUUUAUUUUUUCAUGAUGAAUUAUUUAAACAAGUUUUUAAAAAGGACAUAACUAGAUGAGAUGUUAGAAAAUUUGUUUUUAAUAACAAAUUAGUAUUAUAAGUGCACAUGGUGGCAUCAGGACAAUGCUUGUGAUGUUGCCAGAGUAUAAUCAGUAAAUUAAAGUUAAAAUUAUUAUGUGAACAUCAGAUUGCCGUGAAAAAAAAAACUGCAUCUGCUGAUAAAUUAAAAAAGUCAAAUACAGACCAUACCGGUACUGAUGAUAAACCCGAACAGAAAAUGAGGUUUUUUACCUGUAACUUUUUUGUUUCUGCAAAUUGUAAUCAACGGUCGGUAUCAAAAUAAAGCUUAACCUUUGCUGAAAACUUUACAUAAUUCAAAUUUUUAUUUAGUAAACAAACUCACACGAAGUGAGGCCCUGAAAGGGGUAUGUAAAAAGGGGACUGUAUGAACGUUGACUGAUGAUAAAUUAGAACACUUUGUCAUUUACAAAAUUUUCUUGGUAUUAUUAUAUUGAAACUUUCCCCAAAAAGCUGCAACAGUCAUUCCUGAUCAAGUAAUGAAAAGUUACCAAAUGUCAGGCCUUCAUGUUUCGACAGUGAGCAUGCGCAAAAAACACCCUCUUCCCCAGUAAUUUUGGAUAAAUAUUUUUUAUACAAAUUUAUGUAAGUCAUUUAUUUAUACAGAAUAUUUACCAAUUUUGUUUUUAUUUACACCAGUUGGUGUUAUAAGUGGAAACUAUUAGAUGGUGUGUUCAACUUUAUAAAUAACUUUAUCAUCAGUACCAGUACUACAAAAUUAUUGAUUUAUGGGGACCUAAAUCUAUGAAAUGAAGUCCCAACCAACAAAUAAAACUCCUAUAAAUUUAAUCUUCAAAGGUUGAAAUCCAUGAACUCAAAUCCCUGGGGAAUAGCCAUUUUGCUCAAAACCAUGAAAUUUUGUGUCUACGAAGUUAGAUGAUUUCACAUUAUAAGCCAAGUUAUUGUAGAAAUUGUUACUUUGUAAACUAGUAAUAUAUUAAUGUAAAUCUAGCAGUGAGCUGCUGAAACAUCUUAUUAAGUUUAUUCUUUUUAUUACCAUUCAUGUGAAAUGCUUAUGUUCAUAGGGGCCCCAUUUGUCAAAUGGUUAUGGUUACUGACUUUGAAUCACUUGCCCUUCACUUCUGUGGGGUUGAGCCCUGGAAGGAUCGGCAUGUGCGUAAGCUCCACAACUCACUUGUGGAAGGUCACUGGUUUUACCCUGGGGUCUUUUGCCAUCUGUAAAAACUUUUUUAUUACAAUACAUAAAAUUGCAGGUUUUUUUUUCUUCUUUAUAACAAUCUAAUUAAUAGGAGUAAAUAAAACAGGUCUAAGUUUUAAAGCCUUUGUUUAAAAUUAUGGAUUUUGAUAUUUGUUAUUAAUGUUAUGUUGUCUUUGUAAACAUCAGUUGUUUUGUAGCCCGCCCGCUUAGCUCAGUAGGGAGAGCGUUGGUCUAAGGAUCGCGGGGUCGCAUGUUCGAUCCCUGGGCAGGGCGUAUGUUCUCCGUGACGAUUUGAUAAAAGACAUUGUGUCUGAAAUCAUUCGUCCUCCACCUCUCAUAAUUCAUGUGGAGAAGUUGGCAGUUACUUGCGGAAAACAGGUUUGUAUUGGUACAGAAUCCAAGAAUGUUGGUUAGGUUAACUGCCUGCCGUUACAUGACUGAAAUACUGUUGAAAAAUGGCAUUAAACCCAAAGCAGAAAUAAAUAAACAGUUGUUAUGUAAACUAAUCACGACUGUAUUCUCUUAGUGACAGUAUUUUGAUGUGUCAGUGUUGAAUUAGGUGAUAUUAGUUCAGGGUUGGCAAGCAAUUACUCAGGGUGGGAAAACCCACCUGGAAAACACAGGUUUUCUAGAGCUGGACAAUACCCACAAAAGUGGGUAAUACUGGGCAGUAGUGGGUAAUAAACAUAAAAUCAAAAAUAAAUUUCUCAUUUUUACAUGAUAUUGAUUUAAUAAGUCUUCUGUACAGUAUAUACAAAUUUGCUGCCCACUAAACACAUGCUUUACAAAGUCACAUUAAUUUUUUAGAGAAGUUCCGCACUGGGUCCUUUGGUUUCAUUGUUACCACUUUGAAACCCACACAAAGAAUGAAAAAUGUACCCAAAAUUUUUGCCAACUCUGUUGUUAAUUGUCUUUUAAUUGAAGGAUCCAACCUUUGAUGAUGUUAUUUUCAAUGUUUUAAGAUUGGCAAUAACUAGUUCUUUAAAGGUAUACUAUUGAAAAGAGGACUCUAUUAUAAAGAAAUGAUUUUAAUAAGAUUAUAACAUGACUGUUGUUUUUGUCUUUUGUUGAUACUUGUAUAUAUAUUUGUUGUUGAUUAUAUUUGUUAUUGUUAUAUUUUCCAGAAUAAGAUAUGUAAUUUUGUUAGCUUUAUAGAACACCAUGGUGAUAGGAAACUUCCAUCCUGCUUAAUAUAUCGGUAUUUAAUUGUUUCUUUUUUUGGUGCCCUCACUCAGUAUGUGAAGUAUUGCAGUUUUUGACUGCUGCUAGAUAUAAUGUAUACUGCUAAAUAUAGUGUAUACCAAUCAGUUUACACGAAUUGGUGAUCAAUUCAUAUCUAGGUAAAUCUGUCACUGUAUUGGAUGAAUAGAAUAAUGUAAACUCAAGCUGUGAACUUUAAAAUGCUGGCAUGCAUUUUUUUAUUUACAAAAAUCAUAAUAACAGGCAGUAUUUCACCGGAAUUUUGACAGAUUUUCAAUAAUGCUGGCAUUCUUUUUAACUCACCUGAGCACUGUGUCCUGAGCACAUGUGCUCAUGGUGAGCUAUUGUGAUCAUGCUGUGUCCGUCGUGCAUCCGUAAUAUUUUAUUUUGCAUAAAGCUUUACAUGAACAUUCUGGUCAAAUUUUUAGCAACCUACCUGAAACUAUUGAUUAACCUUUAGCCUGCUGGCAGCAAGUGAUUCUGCCUUUGCGACCAGUGCAGACCAAGAUUAGCCUGCACACCAGUGCAGGCUGAUCAUGGUCUGCAAUAUUCGCUAUUCAGUCAGUAAAUUUUCAGUGAACACCCCUUCGAUUAAUAAAUAGUAUUGCUUAAAUUUAAUGAUAGACCAGUCCAUUUUAGAAAUUUAGCAGGUUAAAGGAAGCAUACCAGGUAUGUCAGGUAUUACACUAGUUCAUUAAAUGAGAAUUUUUUAAACCAGUUUUCAGUAUUUUCUUGACAAGUAUUUUGUCCUACAGCCAGCCAUCCAUUUUUAUGGGUCAUUUUCAAGAUGAUGCUGAGAAAGAAAAUACAUACAGAUACAUGACAAAUUAAAGUUCUUAAAACAAUUUUCCUAUAGACAUAUUUCCACACUUUUGUAAACACAACUGCAAUUUCUGUAUUCUACACAACUUUUUUAAAGUACUCAUAAAAUUCACAUUUAGUAACAGUAUGUCUUAUGAAAUAAAAAACAAUUUUGUAAGUUUGUAAAAAAAAUGAAACAGAUUUAUAAAUGUCUACUGUUUCUUGUCAUCAUUGAUAAACUGAAAAAAAUGAAAGCUUACACCCACUACUGUAAAUGCAGAAAUGUACAGUAUAAUUGUAAAGUUUGUGUUUUUAGCUCACCUGUCACAAAGUGACAAGGUGAGCUUUUGUGAUCGCGUGGCGUCCGUCGUCCGUGCGUGCGUAAACUUUUGCUUGUGACCACUCUAGAGGUCACAUUUUUCAUGGGAUCUUUAUGAAAGUUGGUCAGAAUGUUUAUCUUGAUGAUAUCUAGGUCAAGUUCGAAACUGGGUCACGUGCAGUCAAAAACUAGGUCAGUAGGUCUAAAAAUAGAAAAACCUUGUGACCUCUCUAGAGGCCAUAUUUUUCAUGAGAUUUUCAUGAAAAUUAGUCAGAAUGUUCACCUUGAUGAUAUCUAGGUCAAGUUCGAAACUGGGUCACGUGGGGUCAAAAACUAGGUCAGUAGGUCUAAAAAUAGAAAAACCUUGUGACCUCUCUAGAGGCCAUAUUUCUCAAUGGAUCUUCAUGAAAAUUGGUCAGAAUGUUCAUCUUGAUGAUAUCUAGGUCAAGUUCGAAACUGGGUCACGUGGGUUCAAAAACUAGGUCAGUAGAUCUAAAAGUAGAAAAACCUUGUGACCUCUCUAGAGGCCAUAUUUUUCACGAGAUCUUCAUAAAAAUUAGUCAGAAUGUUCACCUUGAUGAUAUCUAGGUCAAGUUCGAAACUUGGUCACGUGGGGUCAAAAACUAGGUCAGCAGGUCUAAAGAUAGAAAAACCUUGUGACCUCUCUAGAGGUCAUAUUUUUCAAUGGAUCUUCAUGAAAAUUGGUCAGAAUGUUCACCUUGAUGAUAUCUAGAUCAGAUUUGAAACUGGGUCCAGUGUGGUUAAAAACUAGGUCAGUAGGUCUGAAAAUAGAAAAACUUUGUGACCUCUCUAGAGGCCAUAUUUUUCAUGGGAUCUUUAUGAAAAUUGGUCAGACUGUUCACCUUGAUGAUAUCUAGGUCAGUUUCGAAACUGGGUCAACUGCGGUCAAAAACUAGGUCAGUAGGUCUAAAAAUAGAAAAACAUUGUGACCUCUCUAGAGGCCAUAUUUUUCAAGAGAUCUUCAUGAAAAUUGGUCAGAAUGUUCAUCUUGAUGAUAUCUAGGUCAGGUUCGAAACUUGGUCAGGUGCAGUCAAAAACUAGGUCAGUAGGUCUAAAAAUAGAAAAACUUUGUGACCUCUCUAGAGGCCAUAUUUCUCAAUGGAUCUUCAUGAAAAUUGGUGAGAAUGUUCAGCUUGAUGAUAUCUAGGUCAAGUUCGUAACUGGGUCAUGUGCGAUCAAAAACUAGGUCAGUAUGUCGAAAAACAGAAAAACCUUGUGACCUCUCUAGAGGCCAUAUUUUUCAAGAGAUCUUCAUGAAAAUUGGUGAGAAUGUUCAUCUUGAUGAUAUCUAGGUCAAGUUUUAAAGUGGGUCACGUGCCUUCUAAAACUAGGUCAUUAGGUCAAAUAAUAGAAAAACCUUAUGACCUCUCUAAGAGGUCAUAUUUUUCAAUGGAUCUUCAUGAAAAUUGGUCAGAAUUUUUUAUCUUGAUGAUAUCUAGGUCACAUAUGCUCAAAAACUGGGUCACUAUGUCAAAUAAUAGAAAUAACGAGGUCAUACUCAGUUCAACACUUGGUCAUGUGGGAAUAGGUGAGCGAUUCAGGACCAUCAUGGUCCUCUUGUUUUUGUAGUACUAUGUAUUGGGAAUUAACAAUAUAUAACUUCCAGAAAUAUAUAACUAAUACACUUGGGUAUGGCUGUCUUAUAAAAGGUUAAAAUGUAUACAGUCAAGUCUAUUGGAAAACCUGUUUUUUGAACGUUAAUUUGGCACAUUAUGUACCGGUAGGUUAAAAGGAUGGGCCUUUGGUUGUGGGGAUGUAGCAUAUGUUUGAAUGGCAAAUUACCUGUAGUUGUACAUACAGUCAGACUUAGUCCGCUCGAACUUGGAUAUAUCGUACACCACCCUUCGCUCAACCUCAUCGCCAGGUGCAUGCAAAAUAUCUAUAUUUUUUUAUGUCUCGAAAAACCGGUGACUCAAAUAAAUUUUGCUGUUGGGUUGAGUUCGAGCGAACGCAUUUCGACUCUAUAUUAUACUUGAACUUGUUACCUCUUAGGUUACCAAGUGAGAAUAUUUCCCUCUAAAACAUCUUUGUUAUAUUUGUUUUCUAGUCAGUAUUGUAGUAUUGUCUAAUUACAUCAUUUUGUUUUUCAAUUUCAUAUUUGUCGAAAUAGGUAUUUGGUAUGUUAUGCUUACAUUAUUUCUCAUCUGAGACACUUUUAAGAUUUCCUCUACUGCUUAUAAAUGUGUUCAGAUGUCUGUGAUUCAGAUAUUUAUUUGACAUUCCUGAAAUAAAGAUCACAGUUUCCUA
Mercenaria mercenaria is the source of this 8925-nucleotide messenger RNA. RefSeq names its product heat shock 70 kDa protein 13-like. Gene Ontology annotation, cellular component: cytoplasm; plasma membrane; cytosol. The record is from RefSeq and is a predicted model, not a curated record. Bases 115 to 1422 code for a protein of 435 amino acids. Gene Ontology annotation, molecular function: ATP hydrolysis activity; ATP-dependent protein folding chaperone; misfolded protein binding. NCBI's taxonomy places the organism in Eukaryota, Metazoa, Mollusca, Bivalvia, Venerida, Veneridae. Gene Ontology annotation, biological process: cellular response to unfolded protein; vesicle-mediated transport; protein refolding. The transcript is spliced from 7 exons.